Molecule: messenger RNA, 2728 nt
Organism: Fundulus heteroclitus (mummichog)
Lineage: Eukaryota; Metazoa; Chordata; Actinopteri; Cyprinodontiformes; Fundulidae
Gene: stk11
Product: serine/threonine kinase 11
Exons: 11
Coding region: 881-2197 (438 amino acids)
Biological process (GO): protein phosphorylation; intracellular signal transduction; establishment of cell polarity
Cellular component (GO): cytoplasm
Molecular function (GO): protein serine/threonine kinase activity; ATP binding; protein kinase activator activity
Source: RefSeq, a predicted model, not a curated record
UGACGCAGUAACGUGUGGGGCGAGUUCAGGGGGGAGGUAAACAAGAUGGCGACAACCUGAGAGGCAAGAGUAGCACGAACAGUCACACCAAAAUUUAUUAGUAUCGUGUCAGACGAGCGGAGCGGCAGCUUUUGUGGAGGACGGCCACGCAGCGGGUGAGCGAACCUUGUAGCCGCGACGUGCGGGCGGAUUUAGACGAGGGUCUUCUCCCGGCAGCCAGGCGCCAUGCUCCGGACACUGUGCUGACAUGGAGGACACCUAAGAACGGUUCAGCCUAUCGGACGGUGCGCUCAGCCCUCUGAAGCUCGACUGGCUCGAGUGCCGACGCCACGACUAACGGCUUCGGUUGUCGGUCUCCUCUGGGAUCCAGUCCAGCUACACGCACACCUGGGGAAGCUAUGUCCCUUAGUUUGGACCUCUGACAGAAAUGCAUUGCUGUAAGGCCUUGAGGAAAGACUGGUUGCCUUUACCUAAAGUUGUAUGGUAUUAGUAGCCCAAUCAAGACUUGUAAAAUCAUACUUUGUUUUUUUCUCCGUUCAGCAUUAAUCACGCCUAGCUCACAAUGGACAGUAUUAAGCACUAACCCAGCGCUGGAGGCAGCUUGUUCUGCACCUUUUUCCUCCCCCUGUUGAGUAAAAAGAGCCCCAAUGUUUACAGCUUUCAGAUUAUUCUCCCACCUGCUUCCUCAGCCCUCAGGCCUCAUUUCUCCUUCACCCGUUCUCAGUCUUCUUCGUCUCGUCGUUCAUUUGUCUCGUCUCAUGGGUCUGCUUAGUUUAGUGCUAAAGGGUUAAGGGCGGAUCGCGCUCCAGCAGCAGCAGAAAGUCGUAGCCGUUUUUUUUUUUGCAGAGCCGAGGAGCCAGCUGUUGUAAAUCUGGCCACCAUGAGCGACGGCGACCUGCCUCAUCUCGACUACCUAAAUGAAAAUGAACUCAUGGAGAUGGAUACUUUCAUCCACCGCAUCGACUCGACCGAGGUGAUCUAUCAGCCGCGGAGGAAGAGGGCCAAGCUGAUAGGGAAGUACCUGAUGGGGGACCUGUUGGGGGAAGGAUCCUACGGCAAAGUGAAAGAAAUGCUGGACUCUGAGACGCUUUGUCGCAGAGCUGUCAAGAUACUCAAGAAGAAGAAGCUUCGACGGAUCCCCAACGGAGAAGCCAAUGUGAAAAAGGAAAUUCAGCUGCUAAGAAGACUCCAACACAAGAAUGUGAUCCAGUUAGUCGACGUACUCUACAAUGAAGAGAAGCAGAAAAUGUAUAUGGUGAUGGAGUAUUGUGUUUGUGGAAUGCAAGAAAUGCUGGACAGCGUCCCAGAGAAAAGGUUUCCAGUAUUUCAAGCUCACGGGUACUUUUGCCAACUCAUAAAUGGCCUUGAAUAUUUGCACAGCCAGGGAAUAGUUCACAAAGACAUUAAGCCAGGAAAUCUGUUGCUAACCACAGACGGAUCUCUUAAAAUCUCGGACCUUGGAGUAGCAGAGGCCCUUCACCCAUUUGCAGAAGAUGACACGUGCCGUACGAGUCAGGGCUCGCCGGCCUUCCAGCCCCCAGAGAUCGCCAACGGCCUGGACACCUUUUCAGGGUUUAAAGUGGACAUUUGGUCUGCUGGAGUAACACUAUAUAACAUUACAACAAGUCUUUAUCCGUUUGAGGGAGACAACAUCUAUAAGCUAUUUGAAAACAUUGGUAAAGGAGACUACACUAUUCCUGAGGAGUGUGGACCCCUCCUGUCGGACCUGCUGCGAGGAAUGCUUGAGUAUGACCCUGCAAAGAGGUUUUCCAUACAGAAUAUAAGGCAACACAACUGGGUACGGAAGAAACACCCCCCGUCUGAGCGCCCCGUCCCCAUCCCUGCCAGCGCAGAGAGCAGGGACCAGUGGCGCAGCAUGACGGUCGUUCCCUACCUGGAGGAUUUGCACGGCUACACGGAGGACGACGACGACGAGCUCUACGACGGAGAGGAUGAGAUCAUCUACACUCAGGACUUCACAGUGCCAGGGCAAGUGGCCGAGGAGCAUCAGGAUCAGGGGAGCGCGGACCACAGCCCGGCGGUAGCCAAGCCGGUUUGUGUGAACGGGACAGAGGCGGGGUCUCUGAACAGCAAGACAAAAGGCGAACGCAGGUCCUCCUCCUCGUCCAACCCCUCCCGUAAAGGAGUGUCCACCGCCAGCAAAAUCCGCAAGCUCUCCACCUGCAAACAGCAAUGACGGCCCUCUGGUCAUCUUUCUCCCACAACAGCAGUCCACGGUCGAUCUGUCCUCGUCCUUCUCCGUCUGGAGUCCUCACGGCUGGAAACGAAAAACCUGCUGACGUUACCGUCCCCCACACCUUCCCCCCCCGGGCCGCCGCCCUGCGUUUCUGUGGAGGAGGCGGGGAGUGACCGGGAGGAGGAGGAGGAGGAGGAGGGCGGCGUGAAAAGUUCUGUUUGCUCUGAGACUGAGGCACUUGCUGUGAAGAUGUCUAUUUUCUCCCAAUAACUUUUUGCCUCCUUUCAACUUGUGUCAUCCGGUUCUGGUUAUUUCCCGCUUCCCAAAUCCUGUCCCCCCCCCCCCCCCCCCUCAGAUGGCCAAGUAUUGCACCGGACAUUUCAGACACCAUCAUCCCCCCCUCCCAUCCCCCAACCCCUCCCAUACAUCCCCGACUUCUGUUUCAACUCCUUUUUGUUUUUAAAUGAACCCUGAUGGCAGUUUUUAAUACACAUUGUGAUGUGUAAAAUAUUAAAGUGGGGGAAAAAGCAA